This is a messenger RNA of Oryza sativa Japonica Group (Japanese rice), 1575 nucleotides long. RefSeq names its product probable polygalacturonase At1g80170. Gene Ontology annotation, molecular function: polygalacturonase activity. Gene Ontology annotation, biological process: carbohydrate metabolic process. The record is from RefSeq and is a predicted model, not a curated record. Lineage: Eukaryota; Viridiplantae; Streptophyta; Magnoliopsida; Poales; Poaceae.
UGGACUUGGACACUUGUUGUCAGAAAGUCGAAGCUGCUGAUCUUGGAUGCCACCUAGUUCAAGGAUGGCGCCGCCGCCGCUCGCCGGCGUGGUGGUGGUCGCCGCCGCGCUCCUGCUCCUCCUGCCGGAGGCCGCCGAGCCCCGCACUCUCCUCUCGCUCGACGACUUCGGCGCCGUCGGCGACGGCGUCGCCAACGACACGCAGGCCUUGGUGGACGCCUGGAGCGCCGCCUGCGCCACCGGCGACCACACCUUCCUCCACGUCCCCGCCGCCAAGUCCUACCUCGUCUGGCCGGUCACCCUCGCCGGACCUUGCAGGGAGGAGAUCAAGCUCUUCAUCUCCGGCAACAUCGUCGCGCCGGAGAGCCCCGACGAGUGGCCGGAGGGCGGCGGCGGCGGCGGCGAAUGGCUCCACUUCGUCGGCGUCAGCGACCUGACGCUGAGCGGCGGGGGCGUCAUCGACGGCCGUGGCCACCGGUGGUGGGCCCGGUCGUGCAAGGCAAAGCACAACGCGACCGAGAAUUGCACUACCCAGGCUGCUCCAAAGGCGCUGCACUUCGAGGAUUGUCAGGGUAUCAGCGUGAUGGGGAUCACGCUGCAGAACAGCCAGGAGAGCCACCUGACGUUCACCCGGUGCUCGCACGUCAAGGCCAACUACCUGAGGAUAACCUCGCCGGAGGACAGCCCGGACACCACCGGAGUUCACGUCGUCAGCUCGCGCAAUGUUCACAUCAUGGACGACUCGAUCUCCACAGGUCAUGAUUGUGUCUCGAUUGUGGGCAAUUCUACGGAUGUUCGUCUAAGAGCCAUCUCAUGUGGACCUGGCCAUGGUAUCAGUAUUGGAGGAUUAGGCGAGAACCGAAGUUACCACAGGGUAGAAAAGAUCAAGAUGGACACCCUGUUCAUUUCCAACACUGAAAACGGCGUACGCGUCAAGACCUUCCAGGGCGGCUGCGGCACCGCCCGGAAAAUGAAGUUCGGUGACAUCCUUAUGAAGAACGUCAAGAACCCGAUCGUCAUCGAUCAGCAGAACUCCUCGAGCAACGAAAUUCCCUGCGGAUCAAAGAACGGAAGCGCGGUGACGGUGGGGGAGAUCAGCUACACGGACAUCACCGGCACGUCGGCGUCGGAGCGGGCGGUGACGUUCGCGUGCAGCGAGGCGGCGCCGUGCAGCAAGCUGUCGCUGGAGAACGUGAACAUCACCAUGGCCGGCGGGCAGAACGCGUCCGCCUACUGCCACCACGCGUUCGGGAAGAGCGUCGGCGUCGUCGUCCCGGACUCGUGCCUCGGGAAGGAGGACUACCUCCGCCGGCAAGUCCCCGCCUCCGCCGCCGCCGCCGGCGGCGGAACGCAGGAGAAGGGAGGAGAAGAUGACGAUCGGUGAAACCGUGGCAGGUUAAGUCAGCGUGUGUAGUGGACGUGUUCACAUCCUUUACCAUAAUAACGCUAUUAUUACAUGUACUAACGUGUGAGGAUAAUAAAAGUUUAGAACCCACAUACCAUGUAUCUAUCGUGUAAUCGUAAAAAAAAAACUUUUAAUAAAACAAGAGAAGGACGGCCACGAUGUUAGGAUGA